AUGUCCACCCAGAUCGAUAACUUGUCGUUGUCCUUUAACGAAAUCCUAUACAAUAUCGGUGAUUUAUUUGAUGAUCUAUACACUGAUAAAACAGCUAAUCUGGUGCUGCCCAACAACAACAACAAAGCUGCUGAGAACUUGAACAAGGCCAUAAAGACAUUCGACAAGAACUUAGAUGACAUAUUGAUCCAGUUGAACGACAUCUCAUUAUUCGAUAAAAAGUUGAAGCAAAGAGCUAUAGAGAGAGAACAGCAAAAGAAUACCAUACCCGCCAAACAAGAACCCACUCCAGCUAAUGAAACUAAGCAACCAGAGAUAGAAUCACGGACUGCUCAGAAUACUUCUAAUGACAAUACUGAAAACUUUGGAAACCAUGAGAACUUAUUGGAUGAUAUAAGUAACUUCUUAUCUACUGUGCCAGACUCUGCUGAUGUUAACCUUAAUGGUGAUUUCAAUGACAAUAUUCAGGACUUGUUGAUGGAUGCUAAUCCAUAUGAUGACCCAAACAACACUGAGACAUUAGACUUCCAAAAUAACAGUAAUAAUGACAAUCAAAAUAAUGCUCAAAAUAACAUGAAUGAUAAUAGCAAUCUGGAGUUUGAUAACAACAUCUUCAAUGAGAUAGAUUCUAUGCUGAAUAUCUAG
Molecule: messenger RNA, 645 nt
Organism: Hansenula anomala
Lineage: Eukaryota; Fungi; Ascomycota; Saccharomycetes; Phaffomycetales; Wickerhamomycetaceae
Exons: 2
Coding region: 1-645 (214 amino acids)
Source: RefSeq, a predicted model, not a curated record